Messenger RNA from Acanthoscelides obtectus, 1043 nucleotides. The record is from the annotation of a GenBank genome assembly. Lineage: Eukaryota; Metazoa; Arthropoda; Insecta; Coleoptera; Chrysomelidae.
GAUUCAUCCGCAGAAGAGGAACAUAGUUGUUCGUUAUGGUGUAGGAGCAACAUCAGCUAGUGAAUGUGAAGUUGUGAAAUUGUAUUUUUUAGUUGUAUGUUCUGUGAUCUCAACAAUUGAAAAUGCACGCCAAAUGGGUUAUGAGCACCAGCCUCAAGCACAUCCUUCUCACUGCCACCUUGUUUCUCCAACUUUCCAAUGCUGCCAUCCUCAAAGACGUCCUUCUUCCAAGCUCAACUCUGACGCGAGUACCUAGAGACUCAAAGUACCCCAGUAGAUAUGGAAGUGGUACCAGUAAUGAAGACAAGGCACUAAAACCGGAAACUGCUGGCGAUACUAGAGAUCCACCAAAUGAGAGUACCGUGGGGAAGAGAUGUAUACGGUGCGAAACGUCCGGUUCCGGGUACUACGAUAGGUACCCUCAGGAUAGCAGAAAUCGGUACUAUGACCGGGAUUAUGAUGACCGGGACCGGUACUAUGACAGGGAUAGGUACUACGAUCGAGAUAGAUAUGAUAGAUAUCCUGAGAGAGACGGAUACUUGCCACCAAGAAGUAGAUAUGGAGGUGGUAGGGACCGAUACGAUGACAAAUAUUAUGACAGAUACGGUGGCGGAGGCAGAGGUGGUGAUGCAUAUGAUAGAUAUGGCGAUUAUGAUAGAUACGAACCUUCAGAGCGGUACGAUCGCUAUGACAGGUAUCCGGAAAGGGGAGUAGGCUACGAUAAUCGCGGUUACGACUACAGAGAAACUGGUGUGGGUGGGUACAGGCCUUUAGAUGAGACCUAUAGAGGCAGCUCUGGGUUUGACGGCGCCGGGCGAGGGUACUAUUUUGCUGCCGGUGUCGGCAGACCUGAUUAUGGUAUCUCUGGUGGUGGUGGAUAUGGCAGGGGGUACGCCAAUGGAUGGGACUAUGGAGAAACUGGCGGCGGCAGAGAUGAUUAUUAUAGGGACAGGGAUAGAGGCAGAGGGCCAUGUCAGGAUCCCUGUUGUGAUGUGUACAGAAGAUUCUAUGAACGAAAUAAUAGCAGGUGCAAGCAUCUGUGA